This is a messenger RNA of Pocillopora meandrina, 1119 nucleotides long. The record is from the annotation of a GenBank genome assembly. NCBI's taxonomy places the organism in Eukaryota, Metazoa, Cnidaria, Anthozoa, Scleractinia, Pocilloporidae.
AUCGUUCUUCCCUUUUUACUUAUUCAGGCCAUUCUGAAAGAUAUGAGGAUAGAAUUUGAAAUGAAGGGUAGUGUCAAUGGACAUCACUUUGAGAUCGAAGGUGAAGGAAAAGAAAGGCCUUACGAGUAAGUCUGUCCUGAAAGACAGACCACGAUGAAUUAUUUCAUUACUAAGCAUCACAAUUUAUGUUAAACAAAGAGUUGAAUAAGAUCACAUUGCAGUCGUCUAAUAAGGCAUCAAUGAUUUUGGGAAAUUAAGAAAAUAAAUAAAGACUCUUUUGUAUAGCAAAGUGAACAAGAUCAAAGAUUCAUAGAAAGAUUUUCAAUUAAACCAUGGGCUUGUUUUUAUUCGCGUUUGCAAAUCACCUACAGUCUAUGACAUCGACUUCUUCAUCUGUUUCCAGAGUCAGGCGAAUUGUAAAGGCUACUGCAGAUUAUCCUGUAAACGCUCAGUCCCAGGGUAAUUUACUUGCGAUACUUUAAUCUCUUACACUUAACAUGAAAGGUUAUGCAGUAUUUGACUUAAGUUUGAGUUAUCACGAGCAUGAAAUACUUGGUCUUUCCUAAUUUUCCUGUAUUUCAGGUCAUACAUGAGCUGUUUCUGAAAAUAAUUUCCAACACUCUUAUCAUCUUAUUUUAGAGGAAUACAGAAGUCCUCUUAUUGGCUUACUAAAGGAGGACCCUUUUCAUUUUACUUUGACAUACUGUCGUCAGCGUUCAAAUAUGGAAACAGAUGCUUCAUCGAAUACCCUGCCGACAUGCUCGACUUUUUCAAACAAGCUUUUUCCAGCUGGAAUGUCAGAGUGAUUUACAUUAAUUGAAAUCCUCGAAAACGACAACUGAUUUACAUCUCUGUUUUCGAUUCGAGGUGGUAAAGUUCACAAUACAUCAUAAAUCCCAUACUUUCCGCAGUCGGUUCUUACCACCAUGAUGCAAGUUUAAAGCGAAUGGAAAGAGUGAAUUACCCGUGAAUAUCCACAAUACAAAAGAGAAAAAUACUGAGGAAGCCAACUCGAAGCUCCUAUUUUCUUUUUUUUUUUUACAUUCAGAUCGUUUACGCAAUGAAAGCAACGGUUGGGAACUUAAAACAAAUGUAAACAAGGUCGCUAAAACGAGUUAA